UCAAAGAGGCUGUCAUGGAUUUACGUUUGCGCCAAGUUUUCUUCGGCAGUUUUUGCAUGGUAACAUUGCUUCAAGUGGCUUGUAGUAUAAGCUUCACAGGGGACAUACCAGACCGUACAAUAAAGGCCAAACUAGAUGACGAUGUCGCUCUGGGCUGGAGCUUCUCAUACAACGAUUUGGGAGGCAAUCCAGGUGGCCCAUUUGGUGCUCCAGACGUGUAUGAAAUCAGCUUUGGUAUUUAUAAAUCUAUACAUGGCGAAACUUUCUUGAGCGAGAAACUUGUUGUUGUCGAUAGUAGUGGAAAGUUUAGUGUGCAAGAUGGAUUUGAUAGAAAAAUGGAUUGGAGCCACUCAAAAUACAAAUUAACAUUCAUUCUGAAAAACAUUGCUAUCCAAGAUCAGGCAAUGUACGGAGUAAAUGUUGAGCUUGGCUUGAGUCAGCUGCCGCUCAAGGAUUCUGUGAUUGUUAUCAUACCAGGACUCUCGUACGUGGUUCAAAAUGGCAGCUCGAUUGUCCGUAAAGAGUCAGCCUACAUGAUGGAACCUUUUGAACUAUCGUUUACAAGAUCAGACCACGACCGAACUGCUGACCGUUUUAAGUACACACUCAAAAAAGAUAACACAACCAUUUUCAUUAUUGGAAAGAACAGAGAAGAUAACAAAUUCAGUUGCUCUCAUUAUGUUUCUCAAAAACCUACACCCUGUUCUGAUGAUUCCUUCUCAGUGAACGAAACUUACGUUUCUUUCAAACUAAGAAAUGUUACCCUUCAAGAUGCUGGUCGAUACCUCUGUAUAAAGUAUUCAUCUGGGCUCUACAAUACAACAUUCGAGGAAAUCGAUCUUAAUGUACUAGAGAGACCAACCGUAACUCCCAGCGCAAAGAGUAGUUAUUCUGGUAAACCAAAUUCAACACAGGCUACAACAGUUACAACCAGUACAGUUUCUAAAGGUAGCACAAACCAUGUCAUCAUCGCAGGAGCAGUUUCUGCUGCAAUCGUAGUUGUCAUUCUGAUUGUUCUUUUAGUAGUUUUCAGGGCGCAGAUAUUAAGAUUGUAUCAUUCUGCAUGUACUAGAACACGGCGUGACUCAUCCUAAAUAAACUUUACAAAUUGAAUGUCUUGUAUAUGUAGUCAGAAUAAAUAUUUCUUUUUAAGGAAAAUGCAAAUGCUGUUAUACA
Molecule: messenger RNA, 1176 nt
Organism: Pocillopora verrucosa
Lineage: Eukaryota; Metazoa; Cnidaria; Anthozoa; Scleractinia; Pocilloporidae
Source: RefSeq, a predicted model, not a curated record